AUGGAGACCAGAGUCGCAAUGGACGAGGGCAGGUAUGCGGCAGAACCCACACAUCUUAUCAACGGCAUCCGUCAACUCCACUCUCUGGUACUAGAGGCAGAGGAAAGAUGUCGCAGGCAAAAGGAGGAGAAUGAAGAGAUGCGUCAUAAAGCCUCGAAACUGAUACAGCAAAAAGAUCAGCACAUUGUUGAGCUUACGGACAGAUUGAAUGACUUGCAGUACCAUCCAGACAUUCUUGAUGAUGACGAAGCGACUCAAACUAUGGUCAAUCUCAGCCACGAACUGGACGUUUGGGUUAAGGGCAGCUUCAGGAACCCGGACCUUCUUGAAAAUCUCCCACGGCUGGAACUGGUCCAUAUGGUGUACAGCCCACUACCUCUGGAAACAAUCGACAACUCGCGGAAUACGCAUCAAAAGUGGGCUUUUAUCCGGGCAUUCGUCACGUCAUAUCUCUUCUACUAUUUCUUUGACCCGUACAUCGUCGGAGUCAGGAAGCCGGACACUGAGUAUAGCCUGACUACCAUAGAGUCGGAGGUUUUUGACAAGUGCCCAGGUCAUGUGGCUGGCAACUGGCGCUCAGCAACCAGUAUGGCCAUCCAAUCUUUCGUCAAAGGAUAUCUGGAAGACGCGGCCAUGAAUUGCAUGAGAGAAAUCGAGCAACUCGGCUCUUGUGCAUCUGCCGAUCCCGGAGUAAGAGAAAAGAAGCUAUAUGAGCUUAUUCAAAGCUGUGUGCGCUUCAAGCGCCGCCUUGAGCGACAGCCAGCCCAAUAUAGAUUCUCGCAUGCCUCCUCAGGUGACAAAUUCAUAUCUGGGACAAUGCAAAGCGUAACAGGAGAAGAAGGAGAAGGCGCUGUCGUGGAUUUCUGUCUAUGGCCUGGAUUAUGGAAGGGCGACGUUCUCCUCUACCCUGAGACGGUCUGGAGCAGGAUGGAUGAAUCUUCCGUGGAAGACUAUCCCAGGAAUAGAAACAGCUCCCAUCCCUCAAUAUGA
Molecule: messenger RNA, 990 nt
Organism: Aspergillus fischeri NRRL 181
Lineage: Eukaryota; Fungi; Ascomycota; Eurotiomycetes; Eurotiales; Aspergillaceae
Exons: 2
Coding region: 1-990 (329 amino acids)
Source: RefSeq, a predicted model, not a curated record